UUCUUUUUUAUCCUUUUUCUGCAUGCCCCGUUUCGAUGCGACUUUGGCACUAACUUUAACGUUACGUGAUCUUUUAGGUACUGCAUGCAGGUGGUUUAUGUAAAUUGUUGAGGCUCUAAAGUGCAGGCUUUGGUCUUUCGCGAGACUAAUACCUAUCUAUGGUUUCGAACUUUUUACUUUAUUUUCCCUUUCCCUCGCGUGCGGGAGGGGGAAGAGGAAAUCUUAGCCACCUAUGCAGCUAUGGUGGCCAUUGGUCGUGAAAAGGGGGUCGGACUUAGGCGGCCAAGUCUAAUGUCAUAUCUCCGACUGGAUAGCUGACACAUCUCGUAUCUGCCGGGCCUAGGGCUGAAAAUGUGCUUUUAUUCCAGCCUCUAGCUUUUUGAUUUAUAUCGUACUAUGGAUUCGCAUCGUCUUUUGAAUGGCUGAAAGAAAAGGGUGGCAAUACCUAUAACUCCAACGAGACAUCGAAGGGCCAAGAUAACAAUGGAGUCCACGAAGCCUCGGAAACGCCACUGUUGGGAAUGUCGCCGACGAUAUCUGGUCUGUGAUUCUACAGAACCCACAUGUAAAAGGUGCUUUACAUCUGGCAUUGAAUGUCCUGGGUAUAGUGAUGUGAAGCCCACCCACUACAAAUGGCUCGCACCCGGUAGGGUUACAUCUCGGGGUCGAAGACGAGAUAAACCUCGGAGUGAUGCGACAGACAAGACGAAUACGAAAAUAACGAUAAAGCCUAUCAAAGAAGCGCGCUGCGCGACCGUAGAGACUCUACUGGUGAUCCCACGACUUGAGAUGAGAACUGAAGCCUGUGCGUUAGCUCAAGCUGCAGAGUACUACAACUCUUGCAUAUACCGUGACCUGGUCCCAGUCUCGGAACUUGGACCAACGCCGUGUAUAUAUCCACUUUCGGCCGCAGUGCUUCGGGUGGUGCCCGAAGCCCCUGACUAUCUGCUAUAUGGCAUGCUCUGUAUGACGCUGAGCCAUCGGAUCAACCAGACGAGGAACGACCCUCAGAUCAGGACGCUGUUUGAGAGGUUCUAUCAGUAUUGGGGUUUCGCUCUUCACUCGCUCAGUCGACAUCUCGAUAUAGAAGAUGGGCGGAAGGGUGAUAUGGCUAUUGCCGGAAUAUUGACACUGAUGCUUACCGAUAUUCAACAGGGCACCUCGCUCAACUGGCGAUAUCAUUUAGAGGGAAUCCAUAAACUGAUUGCUCUGCGUGGCGGCUUCCAUGUCGUAGCCAGCCGAAAAAGCCUAGCACCGCUGCUACUUUGCCACUGGUUCAUUUCCGUGAUCGGAAACACAACUUGUCCAGCUUCCGACCUCUCCACGACCGGCUCGGAACUCGACGCGCUGGAUCUCUUGCUAAAGCGAUAUGGCGAUGCCGUCGCUACAUUUCAGAUGUGCCCCUUACCCCUGGUCGUGGAGAUCGUCAAUAUAAACCACCUUCGGGCAAGAGCGAAUAUAACUGGGAGUUAUGGCACCGCCGCUGGAACCAAGGACCAUUGGCACCACGAGGCCUACGAAAUACUAGAGCGUGUUUCUACCUUCCCACCUGAACAAUGGGCCGACUCUAAGCUCUCGUCUAGAGAAGACUGGUUGGCUAUAGGUAACGCGUAUAAGGCCGCUGUAGCGUUAUACUGCGUCUUGUCGCUCCAAAGCUCGUCUAUUCUUCCAAUCACCCCAGACUUAAGAGCCGCGUGCACGAUACACGGCCAGCUGCUGCAAGUGUUCCUGGAAAAGGGGCUAUCAUCUCCCAAGACCAAACGAUCUAUGAUUUGGCCGCUCGUCUUACUCGGUGUAGAAGCUGUCCAUGGCGAUGCGGCAACGCGAGCAUUCGUCGCGAGGCAGCUGCCAGAGCUGAGCCGUGACGUCGGCACUUGUGUGCCGCUCACGGCAAAGCGGGUGCUGGAGAGGUUUUGGGCUUCGGGGGAGACAUCUUGGGAUGAUUGCUUCGACCGGCCUUAUGCUUUUAUGUCGCAAAUUGCUGUUGACACUAGCCGGUUAUACUCUGUACAUCCUGCUGACGUACAAUAGGCUAAGGGGAGAGUUAUUUUAAACGCCAUACUAUGAACCUGGGCUACUUACUAACCUCGGUACCUACCUCCAUUUACAGCUUGAGAAGAACAAUGCACAGAAUCAACGAAAAUA
Hypoxylon fragiforme is the source of this 2145-nucleotide messenger RNA. Its product is annotated as fungal-specific transcription factor domain-containing protein. Bases 484 to 2031 code for a protein of 515 amino acids. Gene Ontology annotation, biological process: positive regulation of transcription by RNA polymerase II. Gene Ontology annotation, molecular function: DNA-binding transcription factor activity, RNA polymerase II-specific; transcription cis-regulatory region binding; zinc ion binding. The record is from RefSeq and is a predicted model, not a curated record. Lineage: Eukaryota; Fungi; Ascomycota; Sordariomycetes; Xylariales; Hypoxylaceae. The transcript is spliced from 5 exons. Gene Ontology annotation, cellular component: nucleus.